This is a messenger RNA of Oreochromis niloticus (Nile tilapia), 756 nucleotides long. RefSeq lists its product as uncharacterized. Bases 22 to 756 code for a protein of 244 amino acids. NCBI's taxonomy places the organism in Eukaryota, Metazoa, Chordata, Actinopteri, Cichliformes, Cichlidae. Gene Ontology annotation, cellular component: plasma membrane. Gene Ontology annotation, molecular function: transmembrane signaling receptor activity. The record is from RefSeq and is a predicted model, not a curated record. The transcript has 3 exons.
UUUGUCUACUCAUUCACUGCCAUGGCUGUUCAUUUCACCGUUCUUCUCCUCUUCAGUGUACUCAAAGGAGUUCACAGCAUAACUACAGUCAGUAAAGUAUCAGUGAAAACUGGAAAAUCUAUCUCCAUCCCAUGUCUCUAUGACUCACAAUAUGUUAAUAAUGUGAAGUACUUGUGUGAAGGAUAUUAUUGGAGGUACUGCAGCGAUGCAGUAAAAACAAACAAACCAGACCCUUCAGGAAAAUAUUUCAUCUCUGAUGACAAAGGAAAGAAAAUUUUUACUGUGACUAUAAACCAGCUGACCAAUGAAAACACUGAUUACUGGUGUAUGGUGGAGAUUGAUGGAUGGGUGGAUGAUGGAGUGCAUUUUCAACUGUCAGUUACCAGUGGUACCCCCAGUCUCUAUGUCGAUCAUCAGAAGAUUACAGGAUAUAUUGGAGAAAACAUAACUGUUAGAUGUCACCACAGCAUUUCUGGAGAAAUGAAGUGGUGCAGGCUGGGGAGGAACUGUGUGACAGGAUCAUCUGGAUCCAUAGAUGAAACAACAGUGACCGCUCACAUGACAGAACCAAAUGUUUUCACAGUGACCAUGAGUGGACUAAAGUCAGAGAACACUGGCUGUUAUUGGUGUGCUAAAGGGGACAUUCAGAUACCAGUAUAUUUAACUGUUACUGAAAAACCGAUUACCAGUAACAAGUACAAGUUCUGUAAGUUAUCAACUAAACUCUACAAGUAUGAGAAUUUGAUUCAUUUAUAA